Molecule: messenger RNA, 2638 nt
Organism: Adelges cooleyi (spruce gall adelgid)
Lineage: Eukaryota; Metazoa; Arthropoda; Insecta; Hemiptera; Adelgidae
Product: E3 ubiquitin-protein ligase COP1-like
Exons: 2
Coding region: 193-2088 (631 amino acids)
Biological process (GO): proteasome-mediated ubiquitin-dependent protein catabolic process
Cellular component (GO): cytoplasm
Molecular function (GO): manganese ion binding; metalloaminopeptidase activity; protein binding
Source: RefSeq, a predicted model, not a curated record
AAAGGUAUCGUUGUUGGUGCUUACGUCGAUGAAAAGGGCGAAAAUAUCAAACUUACAAAUUCUGCUGAAAAGGUCAAUCAAGAUAGCAAUAAUGUUAUCAUGAAAGCAUUGAAAAUUUUUCAAUGAGAUAAAAUGUGUUAAAAGUAUAAAAAAAAAUUAUAUAUAUUAUAUAUACACAUGUAUGUAUAAAACAUGUCAGACAAAAUCGAAGAACUAAAGUCCAGUAUACCUCAAGUAAAACGUCAACAUCUGGCUUCAAAUAUUACAAAUGAGCUAUUAUCGACAAAUAAAAUUGCCACUGAUUAUUCUUGCCCAAUUUGUUAUGAACCAGUCGAAGAAGCACAUAUUACAAAAUGUGGACAUUCCUUUUGCUACCGUUGUAUUGCUACGUCUCUGGAAAUUAAAACAUCUUGUCCAAAGUGUGGCAGUAACCUUGCUGGAGGAAUUCGAGAUGUAUUUCCAAACUUUGCGCUUAAUAAAAUAGUUACCCAUUUUAAAUUACAAAUUCCCCCCCAAAAAAUGGAUUCUAAUAAAACUGGUCUUCGAAGUUUUGUCACCGCAGAAUCUAAGAAACUAACACUUACUGAUGUUGAUGCUAUGUUAGAGCUUUUAACACGGCGUAAACGUAAACUAGAAGCUGAAUCAGCUCUAGCACAAAAUAGAUUGCUGCAUGAAUUCUUAGAAAGAUUACUCAAUGAAAAAGAAGCCCAAAUGCAACGGAUUGGACGUCAGGUAGAAAUUGUAAAAAGAGAUGUCGCUGUUGUCGAAAAAAUAUUAAAAGAUUGGGAAGCCAAGAGACCUUUAUCAUCAGACUCUGAGGAUAAAAUUUGUGACAAAAAUGGCUCUCCUCCGAGUGUGGCCUGCGCCAGUAGUAGUACUAAUUAUAGUGGCUGUGGUAAUAUCCAGCGUCGUCGAAUGUGCACGCAUUUUGAAGAUUUUGUUGAAUGUUAUUUUGCUCUGAGAGCAAAAGAACUAGUAUUUGGUCCAACAAUGGCAGACCCAGAAGAUGAUAAUAUUGGAGAUAAAUGUUCAGAUACUAGCUUGGACGCAUUUCGUGAAAACUUAGUCAAAUUUUCUCGUUACAACUCAUUAAGGCCUGUCGCUACAUUAAAUUAUGGUACUGACAUGUUUAAUAACUCAACAAUAGUAUCAAGUAUUGAAUUUGACAAAGACGACGAAUAUUUUGCUAUAGCAGGCGUCACCAAACGUAUUAAGGUGUUUGAUUACGAAAGUGUCGUACGUGAUACUGUUGAUAUUCAUUAUCCUUGCGUAGAGAUGGUGUCCGCAUCAAAAAUAUCUUGCAUUAGUUGGAAUUCGUAUAGAAAAAAUACUAUUGCAAGUAGUGAUUAUGAAGGCGCUGUGUCUGUAUGGGAUGCAGGUACCGGCCAACGUACGAGAGUCUUUAGGGAACACGAAAAACGCUGUUGGAGUGUUGACUUUAACAAAGCAGACGCUGGACUCAUGGCUUCUGGAUCAGAUGAUGCACGAGUCAAAUUGUGGACACUCAACCAAGAUCGUUCUGUAGCUUGUCUUGAAGCAAAAGCAAAUGUUUGCUGUGUAAAGUUUAAUCCAGAAAGCUCUUCGCAUUUAGCAUUUGGUUCUGCCGACCAUUGCGUCCAUUAUUACGAUUUACGGCAUGCAAAACGUGCAUUGGCCAUAUUCAAAGGCCACAAAAAAGCUGUAUCAUAUGUCAAGUUCCUAAAUAGUAAAGAGAUGGUUUCUGCUUCGACUGAUAGUCAAUUAAAACUUUGGAACGUUGACGAUGCUGCAGAGGGUUGCCUCCGAUCGUUUGUAGGUCAUACUAAUGAGAAAAACUUUGUUGGUUUAGCCACAGAUGGCGACUACAUUGCAUGUGGCUCCGAAAAUAACUCACUAUAUGUGUACUAUAAAGGAUUGCAAAAGAGACUGUUUACAUUUAAGUUUGAACCAACUACAUCAAUAUUAUCAAAUGCAGCCGAAGAAGAAAAAGAGAGACGUAAAGACGAUGAUGUAAAUGAAUUUGUUUCAGCUGUGUGCUGGCGACAAACUUCCAACAUAAUUAUGGCUGCUAAUAGUCAAGGAAUCAUUAAAGUACUUGAACUUAUAUAACAAAAAAAAUGUUGUAUGUAUUAUUAUAUUUGUAAAUAUUCAUUAUAAGUUAAAUUUUUUUAUUAUUGCUAUUAUCUUGUAGUUAAAAAAAUGUAAUUUCCUCUGUAUGCAAUAUGUCCUGGAAUGGUGUGAUAUUUGUGUUAAUUAUUUUUACACUAGUGACUAAUAGUGUGUAUUGUAAUGUUAUUGUGUUGUAUUUUUUUUUUAUAUAUAUGUAUGUAUACAUAUAUUUAUAAUUAGCUAAAAAUUAAAUCAUGUUACAAAUAUUGUGUGCUUCCAAACUACUGAAAAUGUUUACUAUGUCCUAUUUAUAGUAUUUUUUUUAUUAUAACCGUUAGUAAUUUUAAAAAGUUUUAAAUUUUAUAAUUGUUUAAAAAAUAAACACCCAGUUACAAAGGAAUAAAAAAUAAAGCAAAUAAUUGGAAAUAAUUUUUUUUUAUUAACUUGCAAUUUGUUUAUUUUCUUUUCUCGUCUCUUUGUCCUUAACCAAAAUGUUCAUUUUAUAUUAGUGAUGAGAUGUGUGAGUUUAAUUUAAAGUGAAAUACCAACU